AUGACGACAGCAUCGCUAUCACCGCCACCGCAGCCAGCUGAUCAUUUGAUUCCACCACCAGCGCCAACAGCUUCAGCUUUAGCGUCAGCUUCAGCUUCAACUUCAGCUUUGGCUGCUCUGCCUGUGCCACAGCGGCUGACGCAUGCGGGCUACUCGGAGCCGGCACAGGAAGGUGGCUUCAUGACACGCGUUGCACGCUGGUUUGGCUUGGGCGCUGCUGCAACAGCUACACGCGAUCAGCAGCUAAGCGCCAGUUCACUGAGCUAUGCUUAUCCUAAGCCGGCGCAGAACUUUGAUGCAGCUGGAAAGCCUUGCGGUCUAUGCAACAAGUAUCCCUGGGUACCCAUGAUGGGGCAGCCGCAGCAAUCGCUGCACAUACCUUUGGCGCAGGCAUCUCAGCAUCGUCAGCGUGCUGUGCAGUUCCAUGCGCCGUCACAGAGCGUCUUUUUGCCCAUCUCUGUGCCUGUGCCGGCAUUGAGUCAAGUGGCCUUGCCACCGAUCUAUAAUGCACAGCAAUUUCGUCCACUGCUACAGCAGCUGCCCCUUGAGAAUGUGGGCGCCCACUCGGAGCUGCGUCCUGUGCCUUUUCUGCCAACAACAGCACCAACUUCAACGCAGCCGGCGCAGCAAACAAGCAGCGACUUUGAGAUUGUGCAGAGUCAUCAGGUGACAGACUUUGUGACCUCCGUGGAGUAUCCGGCAACGUUUGUGCAGUCGCAUUCCAUAGAUCUGGGAGAGCAUAGCCCAGUCAUUUCAAUAACGCCUUUGCCCUCAAAUCACAAGGAGCAGCAGGAGCAACUGCAACCGCUGGACAUUAGCACAGUACGCUAUCAACUGGAGGAUUUGAGCAGUGGUGCAGUGCAUCAACAUUUGCCUGCCUCACAGCUGCUCACGGAACUGGGACACUUUGAGCCGCAGACAACAUUGACACCACCGGCGGACAAUUAUCCGGCAGCUUCGUCCCAACAGCAGUUGCAGCAUGAGCAGGAGCAGGAGCACGAACAGGAGCAGGAGCAGGAGCAGGAGCAGGAGCAACAGAAUCUGUACUAUGCGGAGCAGUAUCAGGAGCUGGCGGAGACGAGCACGGUGACGCCACAGUACGAGCAGUUUCUCUAUACGACGGAGCAACCGACGCCGCCGGCUGCUGUGGAGUUAAACAAUCAUUUGGUGUCUGUGGUGCGAGAUGGCAGACAACGAGACACGCCGAAACGUCUGUUGGAUUCGCCUAUUAAUCAUGUGCAGGAUGGAGUGGCACCGCCACCACGUCCAUUUACACGCGAUCCCGCCGAGCUUAGCUUUCGACUUGGUCAACCCACGCAUCCGCCCACGCCGACCUCGACGUAUGGCGCCAUCGAUGCCAGUGGACAAUACGCGGGCAUGUCGCCGCCAGGACCGCAGCAGGUGAUCAUUCCAUAUACGACCAAGCAGAAGCCACGCCCCUUUGAGCCAUCCAAAUGGACACCUGGCUGGCGGGUGAGACCUGCCCAGGUGCAGGACAAUGAUGUGGAGCUGCAUGAGCAGCAGGAGUCCAAGCUGGUGAGCACGGCGACAGCGGCACCACCGCCAAACGCACGACGCACCACCAAAUAUCUGACCAAGAUUCUGGCCACCAAUCUGCGCGAGCUGCUGAAACGGGAGCGGGAGACGAAGCGACGUCCGUCCACCAUUGGCGUGGACAUCUCGAAGCUGCAGCACAACAUUGACGGUUGGACGGAGCAGGAGUACAACUCGCUGUCGCAUCGUCCCAGCACGCCAACCAUACGCGGCCGUUCCAAGCACAUUCCCACGGAGUACUUGACCACAACGACGCCAGCGACGCCGACGGCAACUUCCUCAUCCAUGCGGCAGUCCAAGAUCACACGUGGUGGCUUUGAACUGGGCGGCAGUGCCACCUCCAAUCAUGCCAAUGUCGGAGACUUGUCCACAUCCAUUAACAAUUUGGAGCAACUGCAGCUGAAGCGUUUUCCGCCCAUCGAUGACAAUCGAUUGCUCGAUUACUAUGAGACGCAACAUCGCCAGAGCUAUUCCACUCGCGGCACAACUCCUAUUCCCAUCACCACGACCACAACCAUGCCCACAACCACAACGCCGACUCCGCCGACGGCAAGGACCACAAAAGAGAUGAUAACUCCACUCUAUGUGAGGACCACGCCGGCGCCAAUGGAGCUGUGGAAACAGGCUAAGGUGGCCAUACUGCCGCAAACGAAUGAGAAGGUAUAUGUGGUCACCCCUCAACCUCGCCAUCAGCCGCAGCAUAGCGAGUUGUCCGCCUCCGCAUCGGCGCAAUCUCCGGUUUAUCAAACGCCAGCGCCCAGAUUUCCACGUGUGAGACCCACUCCGCGAACAGCAGCAGCUGGUGAACUGAUGGCUGCCACGCCCACGCCCGCAACGGAGCAACAGCGCAACUAUACGCCGGAUAUAUUUGGACUUAUGGGUCUCUCAGCAUAUGUGCCAGCCGAGCCCGUGGAGAUCAUUGAUGGCAAUUCCAAAGUAAUCACAAUUGUGACGUCGGCGCCAACAGCAGCUGCGCUGCAGCGGCCAACAGCAAAGUCAACGAUAUCGCCCUCGCCUAGAUAGACUUUCCAGAUAAAGGAAUCUCAACAGACCAGAGAGGAUGAGCCUACAAGCCUGCCC
Messenger RNA from Drosophila innubila, 2634 nucleotides. RefSeq names its product ataxin-2 homolog. The record is from RefSeq and is a predicted model, not a curated record. The transcript is spliced from 5 exons. Bases 1 to 2577 code for a protein of 858 amino acids. Lineage: Eukaryota; Metazoa; Arthropoda; Insecta; Diptera; Drosophilidae.